AUGGCGUCUCGUCGUGUGUCCUUGCUGCUGGGCGUACUGCUAGCCUACUCCGCCGCCUUCGCCGUGUCGGCGGCCAACUUCAACCAGGAGUUCGACAUCACGUGGGGCGACGGGCGGGGGAACAUCCUGGACAAUGGCCAGCUCCUGACUCUCACGCUGGACCGGACCUCCGGGUCCGGGUUCCAGUCCAGGCACGAGUACCUGUUCGGCAAGAUCGACAUGCAGCUGAAGCUGGUGCCGGGGAACUCCGCGGGCACCGUCACCGCCUACUACCUGUCGUCGCAGGGCAGCACGCACGACGAGAUCGACUUCGAGUUCCUCGGCAACGUCUCCGGCGAGCCGUACACGCUGCACACCAACGUGUUCACCCAGGGCCAGGGGCAGAGGGAGCAGCAGUUCCGCCUCUGGUUCGACCCCACCAACGACUUCCAUACCUACUCCAUCCUCUGGAACCCCAAACACAUCAUCUUCAUGGUGGACGACAUGCCGAUCAGGGACUUCCAGAACCUGGAGAGCAAGGGGGUGGCGUUCCCCAAGAACCAGCCGAUGCGGCUCUACUCCAGCCUGUGGAACGCCGACGACUGGGCCACGCAGGGCGGCCGCGUCAAGACGGACUGGUCCCACGCCCCGUUCUCCUCCUCCUACCGGGGAUUCAGGGCCGACGCCUGCGUCGCCGUCGCGGGCGGCAAGACGCGCUGCGGCGCCGCCGCCGUCGGCACCGAGGGCGCGGCGGCCGGAGCCGCCGGCGCGGCCGCCGGGGACUGGUACAACCAGGAGCUGGACCUCACGCUGCAGCAGCGGAUGCGGUGGGUGCAGCGCAAGUACAUGAUCUACAACUACUGCACCGACCCCAAGCGCUACCCGCAGGGCCUCCCCGCCGAGUGCUCCAUGCAGUAG
This is a messenger RNA of Miscanthus lutarioriparius, 897 nucleotides long. The record is from the annotation of a GenBank genome assembly. Lineage: Eukaryota; Viridiplantae; Streptophyta; Magnoliopsida; Poales; Poaceae.